Triticum aestivum (bread wheat) is the source of this 1349-nucleotide messenger RNA. RefSeq names its product F-box protein At5g07610-like. Gene Ontology annotation, molecular function: protein binding. The transcript is spliced from 2 exons. The record is from RefSeq and is a predicted model, not a curated record. NCBI's taxonomy places the organism in Eukaryota, Viridiplantae, Streptophyta, Magnoliopsida, Poales, Poaceae. Bases 84 to 1268 code for a protein of 394 amino acids.
GAGAAAAACUCUCAAACCCUUGGUCGUAGGUUUCAAUCCCCUUCCUCCUUCUCGCUCGACGGCACCACCCAUCUUCCGCCGCCAUGUCCAUGCCGGCGGAUCGCUCUCGUCCACGUGAAUCUUCCUCUCCUCCCUAUGGCGGCAUGGCAGCCGAGAGACUCGCCGACGAUCUGCUCGUCGAGAUCCUCGCGCGCGUCCCCGCAAGAUCAGUGUGCCGCUUCAAGUGGGUCUCCAAGGACUGGCUCAGCCUCAUCGACCACCCCGAUCACCGCAGGAAGCUCCCUCAAACCCUAGCAGGCUUUUUUUACACUAGGAGCGACAACGGGGAGUUGCCUCUGGAAACAGAAGUCCGCUUCGCCGGUGUCUCGGGGAAACGCUGCCCUCCAGUCGACACCUCUUUUUCCUUCCUGCCCAGCCACCGGCGCGUCGAUCUACUAGACUGCUGCAAUGGCCUCCUCCUCUGUCGCUGGUACGGCGUUUCCUCUCUUGGUGAUGAGUUUUGUUACAUCGUGUGCAAUCCUGCCACGAAGGAGUGGGUUUCGUUGCCCGACCGUAGCCAUGAAAACAAGGUGGGCAUAGAGCGUCUGGGUUUCGAUCCGACCAUGUCUUCCCACUUCUAUGUGUUUGUGUUGCUAGAGAAUGUCAACUUUAACGCCUACCUUUCUGAAGUGGAAGUGUAUUCGUCGGAAACCAAGAGAUGGGUUUACAAGGAAAUUGGAUGGAACAAAAGAAUUGUGCUUCCUGCUGAGCAGUCUAGCGCUGUCUUCCUCAACGGCUGUUUGUAUUUUUACUCCUUCGGCAAAAGGUCACCCUUUUUUAUAGGUGUGGUAGACACGGCGGGGGAAACAUCAAUGAACUUCCAUAUCCCUGAUAAUUUGAAUAAUGGUUUUAUUCAGCACUCACAGGACUGUCUGCAUUAUGCCAAGUUCAAGAGAGGUGAUGGUAAUGUGGUUCGACUAGUAGUCUAUGUUCUCGAGGACUAUGACCGCAAAAAGUGGAAACUGAAGCAUAGUGUUAAAACUUCAGACAUAUUUGGAGGGACACAUGUUACAGAUUCCGAUUCGUUUGCAAUUCAUCCGGUCGAUUCCCGUUGGAUUGCGAUUCAUCCGGAAUGUAACUUAAUUUUCUUCACUGUGGGGUCAGCUUCCACAUUAAUGUGCUAUGAUAUGGACCGUCGACAAGUCAAAGUGAUCUGCAGUCUUGAUGGUUAUCUGCCACGCCUGCCAUAUGUGCCAUUGUAUGCAGAGUUGCAAUCACUGCAUACAUGACGUCAAUACGAAAUUCACUUCAUGCAUGAUAUCAAUAUGAAACCACCGCUGUCUUUAUAGAAACAUCUGUGAUAGGAGUCA